AUGCUCCGCCGAAAGCCCACGGCGAUCGCGAUCACUUCUGAAGACCUUGCCAUGUUUGAGGAGAUGAGACUCCGCAAACUGGAGGAGACUCGUCAGCCCGAACAGGCGAAGGGGAGCGCCAAUGUCAACUUCGAUCCAAGCGAUGAACUCAAACCCCUCCCUGGAGACAAGGCCAGGAUUGUCCGAUCCCGCGAAGAGAGGAUAGGCCUCGGUCAUCGUGGCUGA
Messenger RNA from Penicillium canariense, 225 nucleotides. RefSeq names its product CDC26 family anaphase-promoting complex subunit. Gene Ontology annotation, biological process: anaphase-promoting complex-dependent catabolic process. NCBI's taxonomy places the organism in Eukaryota, Fungi, Ascomycota, Eurotiomycetes, Eurotiales, Aspergillaceae. The record is from RefSeq and is a predicted model, not a curated record. Gene Ontology annotation, cellular component: anaphase-promoting complex. The transcript has a single exon. The coding region runs from base 1 to 225 and encodes 74 amino acids.